Bolinopsis microptera is the source of this 762-nucleotide messenger RNA. RefSeq lists its product as uncharacterized. The transcript has 4 exons. Lineage: Eukaryota; Metazoa; Ctenophora; Tentaculata; Lobata; Bolinopsidae. The coding region runs from base 87 to 605 and encodes 172 amino acids. The record is from RefSeq and is a predicted model, not a curated record.
CAGCAUGUGCAGACACCACGGUUAAAUAGGACACUGACAGAAAGUGCAUUUAUUAAUUUCUAAUUUUAUUUUCGAUCCCUUACAUUAUGUUACUUUUCGUAGCUUUGAGUCUCGCUCUCCACCUUGCUAAUGCAGGUUACUGGGGACGGUGUAUGUAUCGUGACAAAUACCUAAGUGGUUACAGUGAUAUCACUAUCGGAACGGCCUGGUUCGAUACUCUAUACGAUGCAGAGUCCGAGUGUCCCAGACGACCUGAUUGCGGAGGGAUAACGUACGAGACUUACUCCAAUAAGUACACUCUACGAAAGGGGUCCGAGCUGAAAGCUAGUCCAUCAAACGAAAUUUCAUGGAAAAUGAAUCCCUAUAUACAGUAUAAUGGCAAGUAUCUCAGUGGUUACAGUAACGGACAAGCCAAGUUCGAUACUCUCUCUGAUGCUGUAGCUCAAUGUCCCCAACGAUCCGAUUGCGGAGGUAUAACGUACGAGACAUACUCCGGAAAGUACACUCUACGAAAGGGAUCUGAGCUGAAACCUAGUCCAGCCAACGCAAUUUCGUGGAAAAUGACUCCCUGUGAGCAUGGGGGUAAACUUAUGGCAUGGGGGUGAUUCGGACUCUUACAUUCAUACAAAUUAAUAACUAUAGAUUGUAGUAUGCUGAAAUGUCAACAACUGUAAAUUCAAGGAAUUAAAAUUUUCAAUUUACAAUACACAAAUUAUUAUUUUGCAGAAUAUAUUAGUAUAUUGAAUUACUAUAAAUAGUAAA